Messenger RNA from Penicillium coprophilum, 5181 nucleotides. RefSeq lists its product as uncharacterized. The transcript has 4 exons. The record is from RefSeq and is a predicted model, not a curated record. The coding region runs from base 1 to 5181 and encodes 1726 amino acids. NCBI's taxonomy places the organism in Eukaryota, Fungi, Ascomycota, Eurotiomycetes, Eurotiales, Aspergillaceae.
AUGUCCUCCCAAUUCUUGCAGACAGAGAUCGCCAAUUUGAUCCAUGAGUCUCGAAGAAAGAACUCCGAUUUGCGAAAUGCCGCUGAACAAUCGUUGAAUGAGCUCAAAGCAUUACCGUCAACCUCAGAGGCUCAAAUUGCAGCAGACCUUGUUCGCAAACCGAAUUUCGUUGAGCCAUUCAUCAUUGCAUGCCAUACUAGGCAUGCAAAGCUUGCUGGAAUUGGUGUGAUAUGCUUACAGAGACUAAUUGCAUCUCGCUCAUUACCUUCGAGUCGUUUGAAAGAUGUCCUGGGAGGCCUGAAGGAGACAACGAGCUUGAGCCUUGAUAUUCAGCUCAAAAUCCUACAGUCUCUGCCUUCGCUUUUGCAAUAUUAUUCCAAUGAACUGAGCGGGGAGCUUCUUGCGAAUACGUUGGAAAUAUGCGCCACGUUACAGGCAAGCAAAACAACUGCAGUCUCUAGUACCGCUGCGGCUACCCUCCAACAACUAGUAGUAUCGAUAUUUGAGAGAGUUUCGAGUGAAGACAAUCUUACUAAUGAUGCUAAACACACUACAACCAUCAAAGUCGAUGGGCAGCCGCUCGCCAUCGGCUACUUCGCCUACGAUGCAUUACGAGUAUUGGAUGAUCUCUGUCGUCUGAUCGAUGGUGAGCCACUGCAGUUUCUGCGAACACGAACCCUAUCCCCGACUUUUGUGCUCGAACUUAUCGAGAGCAUUCUCCUGAACAGCGGCCGUCUUUUUGUGGGACAUCCCGAACUUUCGCAAGUGCUGCGUGUGCGGUUGUUACCACUAGCCGUCCGUUGUCUAUCUGAGAGGUAUUCAUUCGCUCAAACCGUCCGAGUGGCCCGAAUUCUUCUCAUUCUUCUGAAACGCCAUAUGUCUCUCUUGACCGCAGAAUGCGAGAUGGCAUUGAGUCUGAUAACCCAUCUCGUUGAGCCGGAUGGGACAGCACCUUGGAAACGACUGCUUUGCAUGGAAGUCUUUCGAGGGCUAUACUCCGAGCCGGGUGCCGUGCGGCUAAUUUACACUCUAUAUGACGGCGAAGAAGGCAGAAAAAAUAUCCUCCGCGACCAUAUGGCUGCGCUUGUUCGGCUAGCUUCAGAGAAGCCUUCGUUGAUUGGCGUCAGCAAUCAAUCAACAGUACCUUCGCGCGCGGAACACUCAAGGUCCACCACAGAGGAUCAAAUAACUCUUGAAACCGGCGGGGUUGCUGGUGUUAUUGGGUCAACUGUCCCUCCAAGUGAAACCAAGGUGCCUGGAAUUAGCACUCAGUGGAGUGUUGUUCGUACGCCAUAUAUCGAUCUCCUUGACAAGACAGACCCGCCCACACCGCCAGACACUUACAUCUACAGCCUUGUUCUGAAUUGUAUCAGUAGUUUUGCUGAGGGGCUCGCGAAAUUCAUUCUCCCAUUGACGGUUCCUGAUUUAAAGCAAAAACGCAAGAAUCGACUUAUGAGCCCCGCUCAAGGACCCGACUCUGCCAGGUCUUCCCAGGAUUUCACAGCAGAACCCCCCCGGGUUCAGUCUAGCUCGCCGUCGAAAAAAUCACAUGUUCCCAUAAAUCCUCUGGACCUGCAGUCUCAUAUACAGUACUCUGCUAUCAAGACCUGUGCGGGGAUAAUAGAGAACUGUUGGCCUGCUGUCCUAGCGGCUUGUUCUACAUUUUUGCGCGCAUCCUUGGAUGAUGAGUAUUACCACAAUCUCGUUCGAGCUUUCCAAAAGUUAGCUCAUGUGGCGGGUCUUCUGAGAUUGGCUGUUCCCCGGGAUGCUUUCUUAACAACUCUUGGGAAGGCCGCCACCCCUGCGAGUGCAGGUGGUGCCAAGUCACACAAUGUGUCUGCCACUGGCCCACAGCAAAGUGAUGCACUCCAAAAGAAACGAAGAAGUGCGGAUAUGUCAAAUUCCAGUUCUUUGGCAAUGGAAGCUGCAGCAGCAACUGCAGGGGAAGGGUCACCCGUGUCUUUAAGCACAAGGAACCUCCUUUGUAUGCGGGCUUUACUUAACCUCGGAAUUGCUCUGGGGCCGACAUUGGAUCAGCCGGCUUGGUCCAUAAUUUUUGAGACACUUCAAUAUACUGGACUGGUGAUUGGCAUGUCCUCAAGCGCGAUGGUCAAAUCGGCUAGUGGGACUGGGGAGACUUCAUUCACUCCAGGAAACGACGUUCCGACGGCUAAUCUUGGGACUGAGGUAAUUGCGGUCCAGGCGGCUUCUAGCAAAAUGCUCGAAAGCACUAGUGAUUUUCCAAGUGCAUCUUUUGAGGAAAUAGCAUUGGCCUUGUUAAACCUGUCAACAUUUACAGAACAGCAUCGCAACCCAAGUGAUACCCAUGAAGUACCAGAAACGCCUCGAACGCCGCAAUCUUCCCAAGGAAGUGGACGCUUACACCAAAAUUCUCGGCGUGUAUCGCAUACCGUCGGAAAAUCAAGAAUGCAAGACGAGGAACUUAAAUUUGUGUUAGAAAAAGGGAACGAACUGGCCAAGGCAAACCUUGGAAGACUCUCGUCGCUCGAAGAAGAGGACAGCAAAGCAUGGGAGCUGGUGACGCAAAGCCUCAUCUCGGCUUCCGCAAAUACUACCGUCAGUCCGAAUCUUCGCCUGCAGGCAAGCGCAAUUCUGAAUUCACUUGUAUUCUCAACGAUGAAACAAAGGGUUGAAGACGAGAAAGUCUACAAUCAAUUGCAGACGAGAAAUUUGCAGACAUUGAAAGCCCAGGUUGCAUCGCUCUAUGCCUCAGACAUGCACACCUCCAAGUCUUUACCGAUAACCGUGAUUGAAAUCCACGAACAGAGCUUGGAAGUGUUAAACGACAUUUUGGAACAAUAUGCAGAAACUUUCGUGGAUGGAUGGCACCUGGUUUUUGACUUGAUAUCCAGUGUUUUCCAGUCUCCCCUGGAUCCUGGAACUGGCGAUCAGUCUUCCACCCCGAUAGAGCGCAGAUUAUCGGCUCUGCCAGCAGGCCCUCGUCUGGUACGUGCGGCUUACAAGUCUUUGCACCUUGUCGCAUCCGACUUCCUUUCUCUGCUACCGGCGCCCUGUCUCUUGAGCUUGGUGAAUGCCUUCUCAAGCUUUACAUCGCAAACACAAGAUUUCAACAUCUCGCUCACCACCACCUCAUUUUUCUGGAACGUUUCCGACUUUCUCCAGGGCCAAAUUGAGCAGAUCUCAGUUGGACAUGUUGAUGCAUCCGUUAGCGAAGAAGAGCUAGCUGAAUUGGCUCAUGACGAGGAUCCCUCCGUUUCUCGAAACUCAUUGUGGCUGCUGCUGUUGCUUCGUAUCGUUGAUAUCACAAUAGAUAGUCGACCUGAAAUUCGAAAUAGCGCCGUCCAUACGCUUCUGCGCAUCUUCGAUGCCUAUGGGCAGCAGCUUUCCCCCGAAGCGUGGCGUCUGUGCCUGAAUAUGGUUCUCUUCAAGAUGGCCGAGGGAAUCGAGACCCCUCUGCUUCGAGCUAAAAAUAAUCGGAGCAAUGCAAGACCCGAGGACUUCAGGGCGUGGGUGGAUACGACAGUGGUCAUGAUCAAGGGCUUGUCAAAUCUGAUCACGAAUUUCUUCGAGACCCUUGUGCGCGACGAGAAGUUCGACCAGUCCUGGAAGCGACUUUUGAAGUACUUGCAAAGUCUGAUUGACUUGCAUAUUUUGGAUCUCAGCGAGGCAACCUUCUCUAGUCUCUCAGCGAUUCUCCUCCGGGUGCAAAACGGAGGUGAACUUAGCAACGAUGUUCUUGAGUGUGCUUGGCUUCUUUGGGCAAACGGACACCCUGCCAGUGAUGAGCAUAGGCUUGACUUAGACCAACCUAACCAGGAUGCUGCUUUAGCCUAUCUGCAUACAUUCCAACAGGUCUAUCGUCUUUAUAAAGACCAGCUGACCACGAAACACAUUGAAAAGGUCCUUCGCCAUCUAAGCUUGCUUGUGUGGAACUCGGUCUCCCCGCGCUACUCUCCAGAUGUCGACCGGCCUUCGGAGCUACAAGAGCUAGUCAUUGAUUGUAUCAAACUGCUCUGCCUGGAGAAAGAGGACUCCCAGCCGGAUAUUCUUUUGUGCCUUGCCGAACUAUCUGAUUCAGCACUAUCAAAAUGGAGCCCGGGCAGUGACACUCGAAGACCAGCGUUCGUGGCCUUCUCGAAAAGAACCAUGGAUCUUGUUAGCUGGUACAUUGCCGAAUUCGGCAUCAAGCAAGACGUAUUUACGAAUGGUGCUCUUGCAAACUCGCUCGCACACCUUGGUGCCCUGAUUGCGCAAAAGUACACAUGGCAAGGGAAGGACCGCCAGCCGUUCCUCUGGCAAAAGGCAACAAUAGUAUCUCUGAAUGUCCUCCAAGUCGCUGUCCCCUACGUCGAAAAGCAAUACACAAAGACAAACGAGUCUGAAUCAUCUCAGUUCUGGGAACGCAUCGUCGAGAUCACAAAUGGAAUUGUUUCCGCCCGUGGCUUCCAAGCCCACAAACUCCCCAACUCCCGAACCACCGCAGAUGAAGCAUUCGACAUCAACGCCUUCAUCCGCCUGAAGACUCUCAUCCUUCCAUCUCUCGGAGCAGCAGCAAUCCCAGACGCCGUACGCCGCGAUUUCGCCCGGGCUCUCUUCUACUCCUCCUUCAUCUACGCCCCCCUCCGCUUCGACCUACCCACCACCAGUCUCGAAAACGCACCCCUACAAGACUUCUACACCGUACGCCCCGGUCGUACCUUCGACUCACCGCCAACUCUGCGCCCGGGUAUAGCCUACGCCCUCAUAGACACGCUCUUCGAGCUCGCCGCGUACUCAGAAUCCAACGCCGAUAUCAAAACAGACGCCCCAUCCCCUCAAGCUCUGCUCGCACGCUCAGUCUCGCCCUACCUACUCCUGCGUUGUGCGGUCUCGCUCAAGUCCUACAUUGCAGACCAGCCAUUACGCGGCUUGAUGCCCCAGCCCACGCCGGCCCGCAAGGCCCUGCUCCAUCUACUCGUCUGCAUGGUCGAGCUGAAGAGUGAGCCAUCGGCUAUCCCAGAUCCGCCUUCACUGAAGACCGUCUCCGUUCUCGAGGCUGGGGAUGCGGAAGUGCACCACUAUCGGAAACAUCUCGAGUGGAUUUAUCCAUUAGUUGUGCGCGCUGUGCAGGUCGCUGGUAAAGAGCGUGAUGAUGGGCAAAUUCUCCAGGCGCUGGGAAGGGUGCUGCAAGAGAUCGGUCGGUUUGGGUAUCAGAACUAG